Molecule: messenger RNA, 13483 nt
Organism: Pelobates fuscus (common spadefoot toad)
Lineage: Eukaryota; Metazoa; Chordata; Amphibia; Anura; Pelobatidae
Gene: HIPK3
Product: homeodomain interacting protein kinase 3
Exons: 16
Coding region: 282-3938 (1218 amino acids)
Biological process (GO): peptidyl-threonine phosphorylation; peptidyl-serine phosphorylation
Cellular component (GO): nucleus; cytoplasm; PML body
Molecular function (GO): protein tyrosine kinase activity; ATP binding; protein serine/threonine kinase activity
Source: RefSeq, a predicted model, not a curated record
UCGGCUGCUGCUGUCUGCUUUCCCUCAGGCGGCCCGAGCGACAUGUUAGGAGGGGAGCGGGUGGCGGCGGAGGUGGCGGGACCCAGCGAAGAGACGACCAGCCCGCCACAGAGAGCCAGGACGGCCGGCCUGGGCAGCGAGUAACGGACCGAGCGAGCACAGCCGGCCCAGCCCCCCCCCGAACCGACCCGGGACAGACAGAGAGCCAGGGGGGAAUCACAGGACGGUGACGGUGCUCUGGGCCGGGACAAGAUGGCGGCGGCGGCCGGAGCGAGCUGAGCAUGCAGAGGGGCCCCGCUCACUGCCUGACAUGUCCGGCACAGCCCUGCACGCUGCACCUCCUCCUGCUCUAUGAAGGUAUGGCCUCACAAGUCUUGGUGUACCCACCGUAUGUUUAUCAAACCCAGUCAAGUGCCUUUUGUAGCGUGAAGAAACUUAAAGUAGAACCAAGCAGCUGUGCGUAUAACAGGAGGAACUAUCCCAGAACAGAUCUGUAUGCUAGAAACGGAGUUGCACAUCAAUCUAACAAGAGCAGGCCUCCUUUCCAGACAAAGAUUACCUCUGACAGACCUCAUCGACAGAGCACUGCGCAACAAGUUAGCGCAGUCACAUUAAAAACCAACACAGGUGCAUCAGCGGACCCAGCAGCGCAGGCGCAGCCAGUUCCGGCAGAGACACCACUUGUCAGAACUCAAGAUAGUGGAUCAGAAUUGUUGGACAACCAUCAGAGAUGUGGAUUGAAGCGUAAAAGCGAAGAUUUGGAGAACCCGGGUGGCACCAUGCAGAUUGUUGAUGAGUUGUCUUUACUGCCUGCCAUGCUUUCAAGUACUGCAGGAAACCCAGUGACUGUGGUGGCAAACACAGGAACUUCUAAGCAAAAUGGAGCUAGUGUGGAUGGGGACUAUCAGCUGGUACAGCAUGAAGUUUUGUGCUCGGUCAAAAAUACCUAUGAAGUACUUGACUUUUUGGGUCGAGGUACCUUUGGACAGGUAGUCAAGUGCUGGAAAAGAGGGACAAAUGAAGUAGUGGCUGUUAAAAUUUUGAAGAACCAUCCUUCAUAUGCACGUCAAGGACAGAUUGAGGUGGGCAUACUUGCAAGACUGAGCAGCGAGAAUGCGGACGAGUUCAACUUUGUGCGUGCAUACGAAUGCUUUCAGCAUCGGAACCAUACUUGCUUGGUUUUUGAGAUGUUAGAACAGAACUUGUAUGACUUCUUGAAGCAAAAUAAAUUUAGCCCUUUGCCCCUGAAAGUAAUUAGGGCUAUCCUUCAGCAAGUGGCUACUGCACUGAAAAAGCUUAAAAGUCUUGGUUUAAUUCAUGCUGACCUCAAACCAGAGAAUAUCAUGUUGGUGGAUCCUGUAAGGCAACCGUACAGGGUGAAAGUAAUAGACUUUGGCUCUGCCAGCCAUAUAUCAAAGACUGUUUGCUCGACCUAUUUGCAGUCUCGCUACUACAGAGCUCCUGAGAUAAUUUUGGGGUUGCCGUUUUGUGAAGCCAUAGACAUGUGGUCCCUGGGCUGUGUGAUUGCUGAGCUUUUCCUUGGGUGGCCGCUUUACCCUGGAGCACUGGAGUACGAUCAGAUCCGAUACAUUUCCCAGACCCAAGGGUUACCUGGAGAACAAUUGUUAAAUGUGGGUACAAAAACCUCCAGAUUUUUCUGUCGUGACCCUGAUGCUCCAUACCCCAGCUGGAAGCUAAAAACUUUGGAAGAACACGAGGCAGAGACAGGAAUGAAAUCUAAGGAAGCCAGGAAGUAUAUUUUUAACAGUUUGGAUGAUAUAGUGCAUGUGAACAUGGUGAUGGAUCUGGAUGGUAGUGACUUGGUGGCAGAGAAAGCAGAUAGAAGGGAAUUUGUGGGCCUGUUAAAGAAAAUGUUGAUGAUUGAUGCUGAUGCGAGAAUCACUCCGACUGAUACCUUGAACCACUCGUUUGUUACCAUGAAGCACCUUUUAGAUUUCCCACACAGUAAUCAUGUAAAAUCUUGUUUCCAUAUAGUGGAUGUUUGCAAGUCACGACCCUAUUUGUGUGAUGCAGCCAACCGCAAUAAACCAUCCAUAAUGAGACCGAUUGUGGCAGCCAAUGCAGCUAAUAUUUCAGCUGGCUUCACCAAAAUUGGUACAGUCAGGGGUCAGGCCUUACCAACAUCUGGGCAUUCAGUUAUACACCAUGCGAUACCCGUGCAGGCAGGAACUGCUCCGUUUGGUUGCAAUGAUGCUUUUCAGCAGACACUGAUUCUUUGCCCUCCAACAUUGCAAGGAAUCCCACCAAAUGGAAAGCCGACAAGUUACUCAGUGCGUGUGGAUAAUGCAGUCCCUCUGGUAACGCAGGCAGCAGCCAUGCCUCUGCAGAUUAGACCUGGUGUCCUUUCUCAGCAUGCGUGGUCUAAUGGAACACAGCAAAUAUUGGUUCCUGCCUGGCAACAGGUGACCACUAUGGCUCCAACAACAACACUUGCCUCUGACACAAUGGCUGGAGCACAAAGAAUUGGAGACUGGGGGAAAGUAAUUCCACAUGGAAACCAUUACAGCUCGAUGAUUCUGCAGCCUCUUUUAACCAACCAAAUGACAUUAUCUGCCCCUCAGCCUAUUAGUUUAGGCUUUGCUCAUGUCGUGUGGCCACAGCCCACUGCUAACAAAAGAAAUAAAGUCUGUCAGAACAGAAGUAACCCAAUGAUAGAAACAGUUGUCCCCAAUCCACCAACUGCCUCUCCAAAGAUAUUAAACAGCUCAAAGACCAGAAAGCAGGAAGAUUGCGCCUUACAGCAGGACAAUCAGAACUCCUCAGAAGAGGAGGAGAACUUGUGUAAGGCUUCUGAGGGGCCGGCCCCCGACAUUUCCAACCAACAGAGGCAAACAAUAGUUAUAGCAGAUUCACCAAGUCCGGCAGUGAGUGUCAUCACCAUCAGCAGUGACACAGACGAAGAGGAUCCAGGACAGACACUUUCAUUGCGAGAGUGCAAGGGCAGCCUGGACUGUGAAGCUUGUCAGAGCACCCUGAAUAUUGAUCGUGUGUGUUCCCUCAGUAGCCCUGACAGCACAUUAAGCACCAGUUCUUCAGGGCAAUCCAGCCCAUCUCCAUGCAAAAGACCAAACAGCAUGUCAGAUGAUGAGCCAGAGAGCGGCUGCGACACUGUGGAUGGAUCUCCAAGUUCCGAUUCUUCGGGGCAUGACAGCCCGUUUGUAGAGAGCAGUUUUGUCAGGGAUCCUAAUCAAAACACUGAGACUCGGACUUCAGAGAAAGCUGAGAGCAAACCUGCAGUGUGCACGGUUGUGGUUCCACCCAUCAGGAUAGAAAACCGCCGUGUCAAUUCACAUCGGGUGUCAAACAAAGAUCCUGUUUGUCAUCCUUUAAUAAAAGGUCGCUCUGCCCCAGGGAGAAUCAACCAUUCUACUGGCCAGGGGAACCGUCAGCAGAAACGCACAUCAGCAUUCCAGCAGCAGCAGCAGCCUCUUCAUUUCAGCCAGAUACAGCACUUUGGAUCUGGCCACCAGGAAUGGAAUGGAAAUUAUGGGCACAUGAGGCAGCAGCCAUACUUGACACCCACAGUUGCCAGUCAUCCUUUCACCCUUCCUCAUGGAAGUCCAAAUCAUGCAGUCCAUGCACAUCUGGCUGGAAGCGCACACCUUGGAGGACAGCCUGCUAUUCUAUCAUACCCACCAUCAGCACAGCUGACCACUGCUGGUCCCGUAGCCCACCUUCUUGCCUCUCCUUGUACCUCAAGGCCUAUUUUACAGCAUCCGACCUACAAUCUGUCUCAUCACAGUGGCAUCGUUCACCAGGUUGCAGUUGGCAUAAAUCCUCGUCUCUUACCUUCCCCCAACAUGCAUCAGACUCAGUACAAGCCAAUUUUCACCUCCCACUCAUACAUUGCAGCAUCUCCUGCUUACGCCGGAUUUCCAAUGAGUCCGACAAAACUCAACCAGUAUACAUUCAUGUGAGAACCGGAGGUCGAGUAGAGGAAGCUCAAAGAUUCAAACACAUAGUUUGGAGAAGAAGAAGAAGGAAAAAAAAAAACUAUUUUAAGAGAACAUGGCUUUUAAUAAGUAUUUGCCAUGGCACAGGAAAAAAAAUCUAAUAUUUUUUUGAAUCAUGUAGACUUGGGUGCAAUUUAAUCAAUCUUGAGCUUUAAAAGAAAAAAAAAAUCACUUUUAAUGUGUUUUGCACAUUUGGUAUAAAUUGUCUUUCGUCCUGUUUUCUUCUUCUAUAGUAACUCUAGACAGGUGACUUACAGGAGCAGAAUUCCAAUCAAUCUCCUGCUAUUUUUUUAUACAAUUGCCUUCUAACUUUAGUGCAAGACACGUCUACAUUUGGGAAGCCAUUCAGUGUACAGGUUUAGAGCAACAAAUGCACACAAUGUCAGCAGUACAGUGUAUCAGUAAUGCGUUUGUAUUCUGUAUGUCUCGAUGUGUCAGUGUUGGAUCACUUAGCUAUGAAGAUGUUCUUCACAUUGCAUGUGUCUUUUGCAUGGGCAGAAGAAAAAAAAAAAACACGUUGCCUAGACCGCGCUCUUCAAUGUUGUCGUCCUAAUAAUCUCAGCUGCAUUGUAAACUGUUCCCACACAUAGUGCCUUAACUAUUUGAGGUUGUUAAUGUUACUACUUAAUAUAUUAAUGUCGAGUUCAGCACUUAAUCUUCAGAUCUGCUGAUUAUAUAAAUAUCUAUUUUGGAUAACUUGAGUAAUGCUCAGUUAGAUUUUUAUGUUUUUUCGUGUGGUAUGAUUUAAUAUUUUUGAUUUGGUUCCGGGUGUUACCAAUAGAACAGCAUGUUUUUGCUGUACAGUAAACUUACUGUCUGUUUUUUAAAGAAUGAACUAGUUCUAGCAAGCGUUGAAUAGCCUUGAUGCGCUUUGGUUUUAUUUUCAUUUUUUUGUUGUAGCACAGGAACAAUGCUGGCUGCACGUUCAGUAAUCUUACGGUGACCAGAAAUGCAAUAUAGUCCAAAUGUGGAUUUUUUUUUUCCCUCUUUCUUUUUGGUGUGUGUUUGUCUCAUUGGAUGGAUCAUUAUAUCUACUAGAGUAGGUGGCAUGACUUUGGUUAGGUUAUGCGAGACGACCUUUGAACUCAUGUUUUGGCAGAUACGUCCACGUGUUGCUGUGCAAUGUUUUGCAGACCGUUCCAGCACUGUCGAGGUUAACAUAACCGCAGCUCGGGCAAACCAUGCAGUAUUUGAUGAAUUGUAUCAGAUAUUUACUCUAAAAGCUUGACAAGAUGUGAGGUUUUAUUUUCUCUGUGUGCAAUUUUCUUUUUCAUUUUAUGCAUGUGUCAGUUUUUAAAUCCUCCUUACAUUAUAUUUUGUGUUUUUACUUUGUGGGUUGGUGACUGCUUAUUUAAUACAUUCCGUCAGGGACAUGAAAAUUAUGUGCAUAUUUCAAUUAAUUAUUUUUUCUUAAAUUUGUAGAUUGUGUAUCAUCUAUACCAAGUUGCUUUUAGCAGCACCAAAGACUUUGAAAUCAUCCAUUUCUAGUAAUGAAAUUCAAAGGUAGCUACUUAUUGCAUAGACCUAAUUUAUACUGUAGUAUAGUGGUAGGCUUUAAGGAGAAAAAAAAAAAGGUAUUAAUUCUUUGGGUGCUGGCUUGAGGGUUACGCAAUGCUUCGUACCUCCCUCUGUCACGCAGAGUGUUUAAAACUAAUGUGGUUGUAGCUUUGGGCAAGUAAUAAACCUAUCAUUUAUCUUGAAUGUAUCAUAGAUAAGCUGCUAUAUAUAACGGACGCCACUUUGGAUAGCUGUGAAGUUAGCUUCAUAUCUAGAUUUUUCAUAGCCGUCUUACUUCUGUUUUAAGUCUAAUUAUAUGAACGUUUAGUGGUUUUUUUUCUGAUUUUAUUUUACUUUUACUGUUUGCCGUGUCAUUGUAACUACUGUAUUGUAAAUUAUGGAUUCUAAUUGCAUAUGUUAUUUUCUGGGUGUGUGUUCCUUGCAUCAGUAUUUUAUCUCCAUAAAUUUUGAGCUCCUUACUGCAUAUAAGUGUAUUAAUGUAAGUUAAUUUUUUUUUUAAUGUUUUUCAUAUUCUUGUUGUGUAAACCUUUAAAGGAACUGCAGGCUUGAUUUUUAUGUUAAAUUGUAUUCUUAUAAUCUGGAAUAAGCAAUGUUGGAAAUUAAAUUUCAGUUUGAGUUCCAGCUUUUACUUCCUGUGACCCACUAAAGGAAAACUUUGCCCUCACAAAAAUAAGUUAAUUCUACUUGCACUGCGUAAUUAAAAGGUUUAAUAUGUCGUCUGCUUUGAUUUGCACAGUUGCAACCUUUUAAUUAUAAGUGACUGAAUUGUUAAAUGAAGUUAGACGGGGUUGGCCAUUUUGCGUCAUCUCAUACAGCUAAACUAGUUUUUGUGAUGGCAUCCCAAGCCUAGACGAAACCAAAUAUUUUUUGUGAAACAUAAUUUGUAAAAUACUUUAUAUUUACUAGUCUUUAUCUGACAAGAGCAGUGACUACAAGCCACUUAUUUUUGGGGUAUCAUUUUCCUUUAACACCACUAUACACAGCACUUGCCUAGCUGUCAAUACUCUCAUUGUUUCACUACUCUGGGGCGGGCUGGAAGCUGAAUGCUCAAGCACCAUCUGAUGUUAACACAAGCAGUGUUUUAUUUAAUGAAUGUUUAAACUAAUAUGUGCCUAUAUCAAAUUUUAUACAAAUAGAUAAAAAUGUAAGAAAAAUACAGUAUUAUAUGUUGAAAUAUAAAAAAACAAACCAGUGAAACAUUUUUUGAUUGAUCACUGGGAAUCAGUUUUUCUGCAAAAGUAAAUGUUUUACUAAUCCUCGCUAUGCAUUACGUACAGCAUUGUCUGGUCCCGUGAGUAUGGGGAUAACAAAAAAAAAAAAAGGAAAGUUGUUGAACUUUGUGUUGUAAUAUUUUGCUGCCCAGAUAUUGCAAGCAGUGUUGGCGAUUUGAUACUGUGUCAACAUGCUAUUUUGUAACUUGCCCCAAGUACAGUGUGCUUUAAGAUUGCAUCAGACUCUUUUAGAACAUCAAAGCUCUACUGCGUUACUUUGAAUGCUAGAAGACUCCUUAUAGGCAGAUUUUCAUUUGUAUUAUCAGUGCUGUAAGUAUUCUUAGAAUAAAUGCUAUCUCACCCAGUAGGCUAACUGGAGUUGUCUAACAGUACAGGUGGUAAAUUCUCCAGUGGCUACAUGUAGUAGUCGGUAUAUUGAUUGUUGAGGUAUGAGUGGUAAAAUAUCCAUUAACUUCUGUUUGCAACGCGGUGUAUUGAUCCCCGGGGCUGUGUGCUUGUUACGCUCCAGUCCCUUUCCAAAGAGGAGCCAUAGAAAUAUUGGUUAGGUUCUACCCAUGGAUUUUAUGGCUUUCUUUCCAAGACCAGAUCCACCCAAGGCAGGAUGCCCUAUUUACAGCCUGCUUUAAAGGAACACAAACAUGUAUUCCUGACACUGCAGUGUUAAAAUAACUAUUUAGGUGUUGUCAUCUGCCCCUCUCCCCUUUCAUGGUGUUUAAACUCACCUUUUUCCCUCUGCCUUUAAGGCUGAGAUCAUCAAACUUGAUGAUCUAGGCCAAUACUAUGCCAUCCUAUGGGAAAGCAUUGGGAGGCUACUGCACAUUUUUUGGCAAAAUUACACACUGUGCCAAUCUGCAUCUUGUCAUAGAGAUGCAUUGAAUCAAUGCAACUCUAUUGGGAAUGUUCAGCACCUCCAUGGAGUGUGCUGAAAAGGCUUUGUUUACAUUGAAAAGCCUGCAGGGACAGGCUAAGGACACCAGAACUACUACCUUAAGCUGUAGUGGGUCUGGUGACUAUAGUGUCCCUUUAAGAUUGCAUCCCUAUGGGGAAACAUUUAAACUGGCUGAGGUCAUCAAGACAGAUGAUCUCUACCAGGGAGGCGGAGCAGCAGCACGAAGACCAGAGUGCAGAGGGAGAUAAGAUAAGUAAAUCUUACCUUGGGGGGACAUGCCUACAUUGGGGAUACCUAUAUAGGCAGGAGAACACUCUAGCAUUGGGAAUACAUGUUUGUAUUACUAAUGCUAGAGCAUUCUUUUAAAGAAAGACAGACAUGUGUGGUACUGCAUGUGGAGUAUGGAUUGUUAUUUAACCGCAAUCUCCAAUAUAUUAAAAUAUAUGAAUAAAUUAAUUACAAACUCAUUAAGUUUGGUUCAAUUUUAUUUUCUCACUUUUCUAUUUUUGUAACUAUGAAUAUUUCGAUUGCUUAAACACAAUCAAGCCUAUAUACACUCACAUUAACUCUUUUGAGCAGAUUGCAAAAUGCGUCAAACCAAAAAAUAUAUAUAUAUACCAUGAAGCAGCCUAAAGCCCUCCUGUAUGGUAAUAUGAAGAAUAAUUCAACUCUAUAAAAUAGUAGAACAAUGGAGGAAAAUUAAAAGGAAAAUUCUAAAAUAAAAUCCCCCCUUUUAAAGCUUUUAUCUCAAAGUAUUUGCAGACUUUCAGCAUAACUGGGUUUACAAGAAAUAUGCUUACCUCAAGUCAGUCUCAAACAUCCCAAAAUAUGUUUUGCCCACUAUAUGCUUCAGACGAUUUUGUAUGCAGUCUCUUGCAGCAGAUUACCUAAAUAACACAGCAUUUAUAGAAGUCUUGUAUGUAUAAUUCCCAUUUCAUGAUCUGUAGAAUAUAAUCACGUCCUUCACUCCUUGUUACAAACUCCCAACACUUUAUAUAACACUGGCUCUGGAAGCACAAAAAUGUAAUAUGCUAAUGCACAAAAUCCAAAAGCACAAUUUAUUAGAAUAUGCCACAUAGUAUAAAAAAAAACAAAAGUACUUGGUACCGAUCACUAUGCUUGUACAAACAUUUGAAAAAAAUCUGUAGGGGCAGAUUCAUCUAAAUUACUUCAAAUCUCAGCAUUGGUAUAUGCAAACAAGAACAAAAAAAAAACUUGUGCAUAUUAGUAGCACAGUAGGACGCAAAAUGAAAGACCAAAAAGUGUGUAUGAUUAAGCCAAACAUUUGCUAAGCACCAGUUGCAGAAACAAAUCCUCCCCUUCUCCCCCCACUUCCCAUUUAAUAUCGUAAAUGCCAUCAGAGUAAAGACCGUGUUUGUGUUGCUCAAAAGUUCCACAUGUCGUACAUUUUCCACUGGCUACACUUCGUAUCCAUGUAUAUUGAUCCUCGAGAUAUACACAGUGAAAUCUCCAUUUUGGUAUAUUGAUCCUCUGGGCUGUGUGAUUGAGACCUGCCAGUUCCUUCUAUGGCUCUUUACAAAGAGUGGAUGGUUUAUUUCACUUGAUUUAGAUUUAGGUGCCGAUUCCAAAUUUUGGGUGUGUUCUAGUUUUGUGUAUCAAAGUCGUCGUCCCCUCCCCAGGUCAACACACACCUGGAUUGCAUGCAUUAGACUAUUUAAGAACAUCCGAGCUGCUGCAUUACUUUGAAUGCGAUAAGACACCUAUAGGCAGAUUUAUGUUUGUAUUAUUAGUGCUGCUUUUUUUUAGUUGAACCCAUUUCUACGUUUUUGGAACUAAACAGAGUCCUUUGUUCACCAGCUGCUGUUUUUUAUUCUUUUAUUUAGCAACAGAGGAUCAAUGGAAAUACUAAACUUCUACAACCAUUGAAAUACUUCAGAUUGACCGAUCUCUGCACAAAAGCAAACAUUUGCAAAAAACAAAAAAUAUUGCUAAAUGCUUUAGCAAUAUUUGCUGAUUAGAGUUAAUGUGUUGAAAUCAGAGUAUGUGCUUUUACUGUAUGUUUCCUGUUCUAAUAAUACAAAAACAAAACAAAGAUUUGGCCCAGUGAGAUUGAGAGGGUAUCAUCUUUGUUUAGCAAUUUUGCAUUGCAUUGUAGCAUUCACAGUUCUGCAGUUUAAGGGGUCGAACAUUUAAAAAAAACACAAAAAAAUAUUAAUAAUUUUACAUCUUUAACUGUUUUUAGCAAACCAGAACCCUGGCAUUUAUCUUUUUUUUUCAGUAAUGAGGAAAGUCUUUAUUGUGACUUUAAGUGAAACACAAAGCUUAGUAUUACUGGUGCGGCCUUGUUAGCGCCAGUGUUUAGGCUGCGUUCUAUAAUUCCAGUUUGAGGGCAUACCUAGCUGUCUAGUAUUGAUUGUGAAGGUUUAUUCGGACUCUUCAAUUGCUAACAAAUAGCAGGUGUUGGUUUUCAUUGGAAAUUUGAGAUGGUCACAAAAAUGUCUACUGCAGAAAGUGAUUUUUAUUAUUAUUUUUUUCUUCACAAGAAUCUUUUGGGGAACCACAAACUAACUUAUAAGAAGACAAGAUAAGAGGGCACACGUUUGGUUUUUGAUUGCAUGUAAGAGAGACAUGUUCUGUGUAAUAUAACCCUGUUGGAUAACAGGAAGCAUAAUAAAAUCUCCAUCUUUUUCUUUGCUACAUGAUGACAAUUGUACUUCAUAAACCAAAAAUAGAUCAUGAUCUUUAACCCAUCACCAGAAUCUGGCACAAUUUGCACUGCUGUACGGGUAUGCACAUACAGAGCUUGAUGGCACCCAGCUCUUUUUAGUUUGUAAGAUCACUUGACCGGGGGAAUAAGCACCUGUUCUAUUUGUCAAAAGUUUCCUAUUGCAGUUACCCGUUUGUUUCACUUAGUCAAUGUACUGCGCUGCUGAAUAUGUUGGCUCUUUAUAUUAAAUAAUGGACUUUUCGGGAAGCCACAGCACUCCCGUAGUGGAUAAUAAGAGGACCUGGCUUGGCUCCAAGCUUACCCACUUACUUGCUAUUGCAGGAUUUCUGCAGACAACAUGGUGUUGCAGGUCCUUGCUGCAACCCAGGGGAGUUCAAAUGAGAACAUAUUUAUUAUUAAUUUAUUUUUUUUACAUAAUGUAUUAAGCGUGGCGUGUCCCUUUAAGAACACACAAAGAUGCGCCUUUUGAGAGCACUUGUUUUAUAAAUUUGUUUAACCACCAGUGGCCUAAUUCAUUCUGUUUUUACUGUCAUUACAUUUUCAAUUGAGGUAUUUGAGGCACAGUGAGGACUAUGUUGGUAUUUUCUAAACCAGGCAUAGGCAACCUUCGGCACUGCAGAUGUUUUGGACUACACCUCCCAUGAGCCAGCAUUAUGUGUGUAAGAGCAUUAUGGGGGAUGUAGUCCACAACAUCUGGAGUGCUGAAGGUUGCCUAUCCCUGUUCUAAACAAAUGACUUCAGAGAACACUGCAAGCACCAUACUAUCUUGGUUGUGCCGCCAGGAAUGUUUUGAAGCUUUCCUAUACUAAGAUAUCAAACUGUUAUAGCACAGUUUGAAAACGUACUUGGUUCUUGCUGGGCGCGCUCACACUGCACCACCAAUCAAUCAGUAGAAUUCGGAUUGCUCAAUAGAGCAAAACAAGACCAUUCAAGAUUGCGCUCACUGUAUGAAAACAUUAACUUUGUGCACUCAGCCAAUGAGCACUGUCUUGUAUGGGUUGUGCUUUACUCUACAAAACUAUCUGCCUCUCCUGCUUGAGUAGACCAGAUAUAGCUGGUAAGAUGUAGGUUCCCAGCGGGACCCAUGUAUGUUAAUUGCCAAAAUGGUUUGGCAUAUUGCUGUGGCGUGGCAUGAGGGCUCACACUGACUUAGUGUUCCCUUGAGGAAUUUUGUCAUGGACAUACCUCAAAUCCAGUUUCAGUACUGAGGUAACCGGCCUUCCUGUCAUUCUUGUGCCUCACCCAGUAUUCUCUUUGGUCUAUCCAUAAAGUAUCCAUUUCUGGACAUAUCGGGAGAAGCUAGCAAAUACACAGGAUUUCCUUCUGGAUGGUAACACUUCCAGCUUUAAAUCUAUUCAUUUGCUAGUCCUCCAUCUUGUACUAUGUAUAAGAGAAAUGAUUUGCAGUAUUAUAGUAGACUCUCACUGCAUCCAUAGUAUCUUUAAUCUAAAUAAGCCUCUUAUUGUCUGUUAAAUAUUGGUAGAAGUUGGCACCAUUUUAUUAUUUUUAAAAGGGGUAGACCAACUUUUUCAAUGGUCUGAUUUGCACUGAUUUGGAAUAAGGAUGAGACAGACUCGGUUGAUCCUUUCUUUUCCCCUUGUGAUUAUCGUCAUUUAUAUAGCGCCAACAGAUUCCGUAGCGCUUUCUAGCAUCUGUAAUGGUGAAUCUGCACAGUAAAACAUAGAGGGUCGCAAAAAACUCUAUUUGAGUUUCCGCUGUACUUUGUCAUUUUUAUACCCACUUUAGCGAUCUCGUCUUAGAGUGUGUUAAGUGUGAGGUCAGUGUCAUUAUAAAUGAAAAGAGAUAGCAGCCAUAUUAUUCCUGUUAUACGCAAAAUAAACAUGUAGCCUCACCCCAUCCCAAAUACAUUUUGGUUGUUUUUUAAAGUCCAGACCCUCAAUAUGUCCCUUUGACAGCAAUGACCCAUGUACACAGUGUUGCUACCAGUCCUUAUUGACUCUCCAUUCAUAUUUUUGUAAUAUUCCAAUAUUUUAGCAUAUAUGAGUAAACGAUAAAUUAUGAAAUGCUGGUAGAAACCUGGUCUAAAUCGCUAUUAUAAUAUAGGUUGAUAGAUGCCAUGAUAACUGGGCCUGUUUGUAUACGUUUGAUUUUUCUUUUGUCUUGCUGUUAAUUAAACUGUGUAUCCCAUCUCCAAACUUUAUAAUCACAUACUGAAUAUAGCAUUUGUUUGGCAUGUAUCUAUAUGCUGCGUUGCAUAUCUCUAGUAGUAAGCAAGAAAUAUACUUACAUUCGUAUACCAGUGAACAUCUUAAUAGUAUGAAAUACAUUUUUGCGAUAGAAGUGUGUAAUGUAGUUUUUGAAUAAAACCAGGUUAUCUCCGCUCUGUUUCGAUUGGUAUGCAGGAAGGAGAAGUUAGUUGUUAUGCUUGUCGCACAAGAGUUUUCAAAACUACAUCUCCCAUGAUGCUCAACCAACUCGAUGGUGACUGAUCGUUAUGGAAAUGGUGUUCUAAAACCUCUGUUUUUAAGACUAGCCACCCCUCCAGUAUGCGAUUUCAUCCCUGGGCUCUAUUCACUGCCCUUACUUAUAUUUUAUUUUUAAAUAAAACACUGCAUGCCUGCACAAAUAUCCACACCUGCUAAAUUCCUAUACGUUUUUCUUCAUUUUCUGCAAUCAUUGUAUUUUAACUCUUUCAGGCUGUUAAGUAUGCUACUGUAAAAACUGAUUUGAACCGGGGGUUUGUAAUAAACUACUUUUUUGCUAAUUGUGAUUUGGGCUUGCACCAAAGUAAAAGUGAACUCAUACUGCAAGUUUUGUAGGACUGUUUGUUUAGAAAUCCAGCUUUUGUUUAAUUUGAAUUGUUACUGUUUUUAACAAAUUGUAGAUUUGUGGCUUUCAUUUAUAUGUUUUAUUAAUUUGUUUUAAAAAUAUUUUUUUUGGCUUUUGAUUUUUAUGCUACACUAGUUUUGCCAUGUAGCAAUUGCACUGUGCAAUAUUCUAAUACGAGGACUGGGAAACAUUUUUAUGGUUGUAUGUCUUGUUACAUUUUGCGAUAGUAUUUCUCUCUAGUUCUCAGUGAUUUUAAAUGUGACCAAGGCUUCUGUACUUUGUCACAAAAAGCGGGUUUUCCAGGUAACUAUUUUGGUGAGUGUCAAAAAUAUGAAUUUAUGGUGUAUUAUUGUCUAAAUUCACUUUGAAUUAAAAUAUAUAUUGCAGCAUA